Anthonomus grandis grandis is the source of this 11389-nucleotide messenger RNA. It is a transcript of the gene Camta, whose product is annotated as calmodulin-binding transcription activator 2. The record is from RefSeq and is a predicted model, not a curated record. The transcript is spliced from 31 exons. Gene Ontology annotation, biological process: regulation of transcription by RNA polymerase II. The coding region runs from base 302 to 5407 and encodes 1701 amino acids. NCBI's taxonomy places the organism in Eukaryota, Metazoa, Arthropoda, Insecta, Coleoptera, Curculionidae. Gene Ontology annotation, cellular component: nucleus. Gene Ontology annotation, molecular function: transcription coregulator activity; protein binding; double-stranded DNA binding.
GGUGCCCGUGUUUGACAGCAGAUAAAGUGUUUGUGUUUAAAAAUAUCGUAUUUUUUCCGGUUUUUAUGACAACAUAUAUAUCGAAUCGCGUAUAACACCUGUGCCAGUGCGUGGACUUUCGGACUGAACGAAAAUACAUGGCCGACAUGCGAUCGUCUAAGAGUUAUGACCCGAUUUCGUCUCUCGCCCCUUGAAUGAAAAUUUGCACCCCUGGUCGGAAAAAUUGUCCAUUUUGACGAGAUCCGUUGAAGAUACGAUAAGAGGAUGGAUGGUUACCAGUUCUAAUUGAUUACAAUGAACAAUGAGUAAAACCUUUGACGGUUCAUCAAACAGUUCUGAAGAAGGGCCCUCAUCCACGUCAAAACCAUCAGACAAACAAAUGCCUAACACAACACCGAAAAUUAUAAGAACCAUCAACGGUACCGAGCUGAACACCAACAACAUCAUUCUGCUCAGAAGCACCAAGUCUUUGGAGGGCGGUCACAUAUUGCUCAGAACUGAUAAUCUGGUGAAGAACAAUAUUUUAUUGGAUGACGGGGGAGAGUCCAAAAUUGGGCAAAUUAUAUUGCAGCCCAAUAAUGAGUUCAAAAAAGGCGUGUACUUGCAGGGUGUCAAGAGAUUGGGUACGACCACCCCAAUAUUACUCUUAAGCAGUGGUGAUAAUGGAGGUGGUCACUUGAUCAUUCAUACUACCCCAGAUCAAGCCACCGCUACUCCUCAACGUACUCAAGAUGGAGGUGAGAGUGCUAUGCUUAAGGGAACCAAUCAAGCUCUUGACUUGAUUACUGAUAUCGAUGCUGGAUGCAGUAGCGCCAAUGGAAGAGGGACGUCGACUCCAAUUGGUUCAGACGGCGAACCCAUCAAGCUGCCUGAAAACCUGGAGAGUUUGCCCCGCGCUGACCACUUCCCCAUCCAGAGGCACCGCUGGAAUACGAAUGAGGAAAUCGCCGCCAUCCUUAUCAGUUUUGAUCGGCACGCGGAGUGGCAGAGCAAGGAGGUCAAGAUCAGGCCGAAAAGUGGUUCGAUGCUCCUAUAUAGUAGAAAGAAAGUCCGUUAUCGUAGGGAUGGAUAUUGCUGGAAGAAAAGGAAAGAUGGAAAAACCACGAGAGAGGAUCACAUGAAACUCAAAGUUCAAGGCACUGAGUGCAUUUAUGGAUGUUACGUACAUUCGGCCAUUCUACCAACCUUUCAUCGACGAUGCUACUGGCUCCUUCAGGUAAAUCCUGACAUAGUGUUAGUCCAUUAUCUGAAUGUACCUUACCCGGAUGAUAACAAACUGGCAGUAAUAACACCUAACCUUGCCUUAUGGGCUGACAAGAAAGAAUGGACUAAGGAUGAAUUAGUGUCGCAGCUUAAGCCGAUGUUUUUUAGUGAAGAUGAACCUGAUCUUAACAACGAAUUAGAAAUAUCGAAUUUUAAACUGCAAACUGCCGAGACUGUUGAAGCUAUCGUAAGCCAACUAAUGGAAAAGCAAAGAGUUGCUAGGCAGGCAGCACUGGUAAAGCAACUAGAAUGUGGUUGUCCAGACUCUACAUGCGCAGACGGAAAGAGCUGCUCCCAUCCAAUGCGAAGGAUCACCUCGGCAAAAGCUGGUUCUCCUUUACCCAGCACUACCGCAAACUCUAGAAAUUCCAACUCCAAUUCCGAAAGCAACAAUCAGGUUUCUUCAACAACUGGCUCGGGAUCUCUCCAUCUGAAUAACCACGGCACUCCAAGGGUAUACUCCCGUGAUCGAAGCGGUCAGCUUGCUGCUCAGAAUAGCAAUAAUUGUUCCUCCAGCUCUGGCAAUACGCCUCCGCUAGUUUUGAGUUUAUCUCAAAUUCAAGGCAGUGGAGGUCUUUUAAUCUUAAACAGCAAUAGUAACAGUACAAAUCACCAAAACCUCGUCAAUCCAGUUUCCGUGGCUAACUUCAUGACUUGUAACACUAACCGGGGGAUUGUAAAAGAUCAACGAACAAGCCAUCUAGUCCUUAAACAAGAAGUCAUGGACACAAACAACAGCCCUUCGUGUCUACACUCUUCCAACACCACAAAACAAGAUAGCAAAAACAAACAACAUCGGGACAAUAAGAUGGAGAUUAGCGAGACAUUAAGACAAUCACUGUUCGAGAGCAAUAUUUAUGGUACAAAUAAUGUUCAGCAAACUCAACAACAGACUCAGAAUCAGCAAAGUCAGUCACACCAGCAACAACAACAUCAGCAACAGCAGCAACAACAGCAGUCAAGAAAUAACACACGGUCAAUUUUCAGAUCACAACCCCAAACAGAGGUGAUCAUGUCUAGUGCCCCAUCCACUCCUUCCAAACUAAUGGAUACUGGACACGACGAGGCACCUAGUGAAGAAUACAAGCAUCAAAACUAUUGUGACGAUACUGUUGUUCUUUUAGGUGCAGAUUCCAGUGGCACAUUGGUGAACAAAAAUGGUGGUUCUUCCAUAAUAAACAAUGGAUUCUUCAAUGAAACUUUGGACCUAUCGCAAGAGGAUAUUCAAAGGACUCUUUCGGCCAAUAUGCCAAUGUGUUCAAGUGAACUGGAGAAUCAUCAUAAUUCUCAUGAAAAUGAGUCGAACAACGUUAGUCAUCAGCAAAGUAAAAAGCGAAGUGAUCAAAAUAAUUUGACCAGUGAUAUAAACCCAAUGGAUUUCAUAAACAACUGCGACGUGGUAGUCUCACCUACCCACGUAGUGGACGACGACGUCUUCGUCAAUUUGGACGCCUUCGAUAUGCUAGGCGAGUUUCCCGACCUUGAGGGCUUAGAGUCGAGCCACGCCUCCCUUUUAGAUGUUAAUCCGUCCGAGGCGACCCGAAACGGCUCGCACAGCAACCACGGUGGGAAAAAUCACGCAACCGCGCAGCCCGUUGCGCAUCAGCAGGGUCAACAGCACAGCCAGCACAAUGGUGCGCAGCAUCUGGAAGGCGCGGCCAAGAUAACGGAUUAUUCUCCAGAGUGGGCGUACCCAGAAGGCGGGGUCAAGGUGUUGGUGACAGGACCGUGGCACUCGUCAGGACCGUAUACUGUUCUCUUCGAUACAUUCCCCGUUCCAACGACUUUAGUACAAAGCGGAGUAUUAAGAUGUUAUUGUCCAGCUCACGAAGCUGGCUUAGCAACCCUCCAAGUGGCUUGUGAUGGCUACGUGAUCUCCAACUCUGUGAUAUUCGAAUACAAACUACCCCCGAAGGAAGAACAGGUGGCUGCCCCUGAGCCUAAAGUCGAAAGAUCCAAUGAUAACUUGCUUAAAUUCACCUUGCUACAGCGGUUAGAAGCUAUGGACGAUCGGUUACAAAUAAAACAGGAACCCAGUGAUAACGAUGUGGUUGAAGAUACAGCUCUGUUUACACAACCCAACUUCGAAGAUCGGCUGGUUAACUUUUGCCAAAACAUGACGUCGCGGAUCUGGAAGUUCGGUGAAGAAUUAAGUGUGGCGUGGUUCGCUAGUCAUCGAGGAAUGACGUUGUUGCAUCUCGCUGCCUCUCUUGGGUACUCCCGAUUGGUAUGUGCCAUGUUACACUGGCGAGCAGAAAAUUCUUCUUUGCUCCUAGAAACUGAAGUUGAUGCCCUCAGUCAAGAUGAAUUUGGUUACACUCCUUUGAUGUGGGCAUGUGAAAGAGGCCAUACAGAAACAGCUGUGAUGCUUUAUAAAUGGAAUCAUACUGCUAUGAACAUCAAAAAUAAGCAUCACCAGACAGCACUAGAGUGUGCAAAGUCGAAUAAUCAAGGAGAGCUGGUUGAAGAGCUUGAAAAACUGGAAGUUCGCAGGGAUAAAGCAAACAUGAUGCUACAUUCGGGCCAGUCUUCUGUUGAUAACGUUUCUCCCACCGUUAUUAGCCCUGCUAGCAGUAUUGGGUCGUUGGCUUCAAUUGCUUCCACUAGUAAAAGCCAUGACGGGGUUUUCUUGAGGCCUGGGGCUAUUACAAGAAAUGACUGUACCAAGUCAAAAUUUCUUAGCAUUGACUUGGAUUGCGAGAAUAACAACAAAUAUUUAACCUCCUCCCCUAGUCCAUUGUUAUCUGAUUUAUCGUCGAGCACUAGAGGAAGCAAUGGUCAAAAGCUAAUUAAGCGGCCCUCUAUCGAUAGUGGUAUUCAUAUGAGCUGUGGCAACAGUAUAACUUUGGAAAAUACAAGACCAAAGAGUUCAAAGGUUUAUUCCAGGGAAAGUGUGAGGUUGUCCAAAAUUGAUAGAAGUAUGUCUCUGCCCCUUCAGUCUUCCUUAUCCACCAGAGACAACUCUUUUGAGUCGGAUAUUUUGGAAUCUUCCGGACGUAAAAUGGAUUUUGCUCUAUGCGAGAUAAGAACCAGCAAUCCCAGAAGCAGUAGCCCAUUGAUCGACGUAGAGAACGUGAGUGACGAGGACGAUCAGCACCAACGUGAGGGCCACGCAGGCGCGUCCGUAGGGGAACAAGAUGCCAGAGUUCUUACCUUAGCAGAGCAAAUUAUUGCAGCAAUGCCUGACAGGAUUAAGAAUGAAUCAGAAGACCUUCUGAUGAUGGAUAACAGCCCAGGCCCUCCCGAUAGCCAGCAGUCAUCUGAAACCCUAUACGAUGUCUACAUGGAGCCUCUCUUAGAGCAAACUUCUUCCAGUUUCGAAUCUACUGAAUUUAGUUUUGAGUUUUCUGAUCACAACUACCGAUACUAUGAUGUUGGUACUCCCCAGUCAAGCUUAAGCCCCGCCUCUUCCAGCUGCCUCCAAUCCCCGUGCUCCUUUACUUUGGAUUCUCCUUCUCCACCACCUACCACUGCUGAUUUCUGCGAGUUUUUGCAAGCCUCUGGUACAGUUUUUGAAAAGGACUUUUCAAACCUUACACUCUCAGAUCGAGAACAGCGCGAGCUUUAUGAGGCGGCCAAAAUCAUUCAAAAAGCUUAUCGUUCUUACAAAGGUAGGCAGCAGCAGGAGCAAGAUAAGGAGAGGCAAGCGGCUGUAAUUAUUCAAAAUUAUUACAGAAGAUAUAAACAGUAUGCUUAUUAUAAGCAGAUGACGCAUGCGGCUACGGUCAUUCAGAACGGAUUUAGGUCAUAUUGUGAGCAUAAACGUUUCAAGAAAAGCCAAGAGGCGGCACUUUGUAUCCAGAACUAUUACAGGAACUACAAGGAGUCGGCGGGGGGUAGGGGAAGCCGAGAAGGAACUCCUGCCGGGUCGGGGCUCAAACGAACCUACUCUCAGCGAAGGCAGCACCAAGCAGCCAGAAAAAUUCAGCAGUUUAUGCGACAAUCAAAAAAUAAAUUACAGAGAGAACGAGCAGAAAAAGAGAGGCAGGGGGGCCAGUCAGCGGAUGUCCCCCAAAAGUCACAAUCUCAAGGGGGCUCUUCCAGUUGCACCGGCACAAAUAACACUAUCAGAUUCGAGUUAAAUAGUGCAGGCCAUCCACCAAGCGAUUCAAGGACAUCUCCAAAUGAUAGGCGCAAGUAUUGAACAGAGAUUCCCGCUAAAGAUGUCCAACAGAUGAAAUUAUACAUUUUGUAAAAUAAUAAUUCUAUAUAUUCAUAGAGAUUAUAUUAUAUUAUAUUACUUAAUAGAUCCAAAGGAUUUAGUUUGGUUAUUUGGAUAUUCUGAUUUCUAGCGAAAAUUAGAUUUCAGAACAGUCUAAAUAAAUAUAUAUAUAAUUUUACGUAUAUUAUCAAGUUUUUAAAACCUGCAUUAUAAUGCAAAAAGAUCGACAAAAAAGUGAGAUUGUAUUAGAGUACUAAAAACUUACGAAACUCUUUAUAAUAGGAACUUAUAUUUCUGACCGUUUCAACUAUAUUUUAUUAUAUUUGAGCUGUGAUUGUAGUAAUGAGCACACUUUUUCAAAUACCUUAAAAACCUAAUUCGAGUUUUUUUUUGGUAAUAAAAAUAGUUUAGAAAUUUAAAUAGAGUAAAAUCAAAAUUAAGUUGGUAUUAAAGAAAAAGUGUUUUGUUGUUAUAGUCAAAUAUAUUCUAGUCUUUAAUGUGUAACUUGUACUUAUAAUCAAGCAAAAUGAUUUCGUUAAUUUGUUAUGACAUACGUUUAAAAAGUACUUAAGGAAACUUUUAUAUUUCUAUAUCUCGACUUGUUUCAAACUGUUUUUCACUGCCACGGUUACUUAAAAAAAUAAUAUGGUAUAGUCAUAUAAUUUAUUUUUAAUUUGUUUAUUAUUAUGUCAUAUAGUAAUACAGGGUGCUUUGUUUUUAUGCCUACAAAAGCGUGUUCUUGGUGAGUUGUCUCUUACCCAAUUAUGAAAAAAAAAUCUUAUAAGUAAGGGUCCUAAGAUACCGAAUAUUAAUUAAAAAAAAAGUUUUAUGGGUAAAUUAACAAAUGAUAGAUGACUUUUAAAUUAAUUAAAUUCGAAUAUGGAUUAAAAGGUCCAGUAGAUCUUUAUUUAUUUUAUCAUCCUGUACAUCGAUAAUAAAAACUUUUUCUAGGCUCUUGUCACCACUACUAUGAAACACCCUGUAUUUUAUGAUUGACGAAUCUGUUUGACGUUUGUUUACCAUCAGAAACUAUACGGUUUUGUGAAGCAAUAGUGUUAACAAUGUAUUAUUCUUUGUGAUUUUUAUAAUUAUUGUGCUGAACGAACGUCCUUAUGAAGUAGUGUUAAUGAUUCUACUAAUAGAUGAAAAACUUCGCUCAUACAUAUCAUACUAGUUUGUAAUACGUAAAGUAAUAUUUUCAAAUCUUAUUAACCUUUUGAUUUUUGUUUAUGAAAAGUCGUUUCUAAUAUAACCAAAAAAAUUUAUUUUUUGGUUAUUUUUGGAAAAAUAAAAAAAAAACACAAAAGUCACUGAAGGAGUGUAAAUAAUGUAAAGGAAAUUAUGUAUGGAUUUUUUGGUGCUCAGUAAGUCAUGCACAAAUAGUUGAAGAGGUUUUCGGACAUGAUAAAGUGUAUUUGUCAAUUAAUUAAACGACUUGUAUGAACAUUUAUUUUCCUUUUUAGUGUUAUUUUGAAGGUUAAGUACUAUCAGGAUGUACAAUAAUUACGAGGAAGAUGACAAUGUUAAUACUCCUAACUUUUAUAUAUCCAAUACCUCAACACAAAUUAAUUCUAUGUAUAUUCGUUAAAAAGUUCGUCCUCUAAAUUCUUUAAGAGCAUAUCCACAGAUUAUUAAAUUUAUUCAGUGGAAAUGUAGUGGAGGUCCUUGCCUAAAUAAACAAUCCAAAUAUGCACUGUAUACAUUGCAGCAUUCAUAUCGGAUCUGUCUAUGGCUUCCAAGACAGUAAAUAGGUUGAUAGUAUUGUCUACAUUAGUAGUAGUCGUUUACAAGUAUUUUUUUUAUAAUGGCAUACAUCAGCUGCAAAAAUAUAUUGGACAUUUGUUGGCUACAAGAUACGCAUGUUUUAAUAGUUAUAUUAAAAUCAGUAUAUCGAUUGGAAAUCCAUGUCUGUUAUAUGGAUAAUCUAGAUAGAAUUUGGAUCUUUGAUGGAUAUUCAUUGUUCUGAUAUGCGGAUCUUAUCUCAAAUUUAAUAAUUUUCUGUUUGAAAACAUUAUUGUUCCUUUGAUAUCGUAAUUUUAAAAAGCUUUUAGGUUAGUUUUAAGAAUAUCUAGCAAGUGUCUCUAGCCCUAUCUUCGAUAGUCUUUUAAAAUAUCUGUUAUAUUUGCCCAGAAAGUACAAGGUAAAUGAGUCUUAUCUAGUACCUAAAAAGUUCGAAAGUUAUAUGCCUCAUCUUAUCAAAUGCUUUGAAGAUAUCGAGGAAGACUUCCCCGGACAGCAUAAAUUUAUCCAAUGGAAAUAUAAAUAUUUUCACUUUUUUGAAAUGUGAAUGUUCCGUCCGAUAAUUUUUUUUGCAAAAAAAAAUAAAUGAUUAUACAAAUGACACAAAUUUUACCGACCAUAGGACGAUUAAAUAAACUGUUUUACUGGACAGAGAAUUUGUUGAUGUGAAGGAACAUGUAAAAUAGAAAGUCCUAUAGAUAGGUAAAUGGAAGUCACAUAGGUAAAUUGUAUUCAACCAUAGUACAUCCAAUUAACUAUAAAAAAUGAAUGGAAGUCCAAUCCAUAUAUUUAGGUCCAUUGGAAGUCCAUACUGUUGCAAAACAGGUACCUUGUUUUUAUUUUAAACACAUCUUAUUAUUUCAUUGAAGCCAGGAGAUUAGAAAUUUUGUAAAUCCAUUAGACGUGAAAUAUAUUUAUUAACCUUCGUCUUCCCACGUUAGAAAAGUUACGUAAAGUCCCAAGUGGGGUACAUUUGUACCCCAUCAUGAAAAUGAUACUACUGAUACAUUUACAUGUUUUUAAUUAAAUAAAUACAUAAAAUAAACUUGUAACUAAUCAAAUUAUAAAAAAAACAUAGUUAAUUUUCUUUGCACCCAACAUUCUUCACACCUAACUUCACUUCUUUUACAUGGUGUUCCGCGCAUACGAAAUUUUGACACUCCUUGCAAAGUUGCCUAGAUUUGCGAUCUCUAUUUCGAUCACAGAGAUAACAACGUCCACUUUUAAGUCUUUCAUUUUGGUUUUCAACUGGAGGAGACGCCAAGUCUGGAACAACAUCGCGCAUAUACUGCCUUAGCGUCUUGCUCAAGCGUCUUGAGUUAUUAUAUCUUCGUACAAUAUAUUCUUUUACCACAGAUUCUCCUAACUGAAGCAAAAAAUAUCGUCGGUCGUCCUUAGAUUUUUUGAUUUUUGGAUACUUGAUGUCCUAUAAAAUAAAAGAGUUUAGUGCCGCAAUAUCUAAUAAUUGGCCAAAAAUUGCCAUUGGCCAUCGAUUGCAAAUUCUGCGAGCAGAGUAUUGCUUUACCAUUUUAUCUGUGGUGUCUACAUCACCAUUACAUACACACAUUAUAAUGAAGUAUAAUAUGAGGUUUAUUCUUAUAUUUUUCAUCUGCACCAGUAUCAUCAUGAUGUUCCGUAGACAAUAAAAUAACUGCUUUGCCUUUGCUAGGUGUAUAAGACACAAUAGUAUGGUCUUUUGUGAAUGCAAACAUACUAGAAAAUUCAGGCCUAAAUAAUUUGGGUUGCAACUCGUUUGGAAUGUAUGACUUAUUUUUUCUAAGGACUCCACACAGGGUAAGUUUUUUUUCAGCAAGCUUAUCCACCAGUGGUAGACUUAAAAAAAAAUUAUCAGUGGUUACUCCAUAUCCAGUGCCAAGGGGUUCAACAAGAUCCAGAACCACUCUCACCCUAAUUUUUUUCUGGUUUGUUAUUUAUUUUACCAAGAUAAACCUGUAAAUUUGCACUGUACGAAUUUUUACUAUCCGCCAUUGCCAAAUUUUAAGGCCAUAUUUAUCGGGCUUACUUUUCAUGUAAACUCGAAAAGGACAUAUCCCUCUAAAGGAAACAAGUUGCUUAUCUAUAGUAGCAUGUGACCCAGGUGAAUAGGCUAUGAUACAAACAAACAAAUUAAAAACUUCUCUAAUUGGCGCCAAUUUAUCGUUUAUCUUACGCUGAGGUCUAGUAGAAUAAUCGUCAAAUCGAAAAAAUGCUGUAAGCAACUGAAAUCGAUUACGUGACAUACUUGCCGGAAUAAUAGGCCUGACAUAUUUCUUAUCUGUACACCAUAACAUUUUUUGGGGCUUCUUGGUUGCUUAUAGCGCUCCUUGGAUCAGCAGGCAGCAUUCCUAGGUACACCUUGAUUUCCGUAGAAUCGGUAAGCUGCCAAGUUCGUUGCAAUUUAUGUGGAUAUUUUUCAUUCCAUUGUCUUAUUACCUAUAACAAAAUAAUUCUUAAUAAGUAACAGUAAAAUAAAGAAAACUAAUAAUACUAAUAAAUAAUAUCAAAUAAAAUUUUAAAUAGGGUCAAUGAAAAAGGAAACUUACCUCUUCAGCUUUUCUAUUCGUUUGAACUACUAAUAUAUUCAAUAUAUUGUCUGACAUGAACAGUAAAAAAGCUUCAAUUUCAGUGGUAAAAUUUGAACUAUACGGAGUAAGACCUUGUUUAUUCUUUAUUAUAUCUUUAGCUCCUCUGCGUGUCUGAGGAUAGGGAACUUUUGACCACUGGGUACCAUCUUUAGAUUUAUAAAAUAGACUUCCACCGUUCAUAGACUCUUGCUGUUCCUGCUCCACAGAUGUGCCUUGACUGUCACUAUCGCAUUCAAUAAGAUCCGACUCCUUGUCAUUUAUUUCCGGUUCCCCGUCACUUUCCUCAUCGUCAGACAAAAUUACGUCAAAUUCCCCUAUUUCAUCAUCGGAGUCUGCAUAUAAUGGCCGUUCUAAUUCGGCAUCACAUCACAAGACCUUUCGACAUUUUUGAUUAAAUUCUAAAAAAGCGAAAUACCACAAAACUCGCAAAACUAACUGCUAAAACAAAACACUUCAAUGGCUUUGAAAUAAAUAAAACAGUAAAUAAGUCUGCGCACACUGCAACGAUCACUCUAAUCAACUAAAGGGGGGUUUACACGAUGCCAGUGACUUGAACAAGUUACUAGAAUCCAGUACCAAAAGCAAGUGCUUUGGAAGAUAGUUCUUGUCUACAUGAUGCCAGUCAUUUGAUCAAGUAACUUGCAUAAAAUCCAUUUUAUCAAGUUUUUGUAGUGUAGGUUACAGGCGAGAAUUAAAAACGUUAAAUUGAAAUGAUAAGUGCGAAGCAGAAGGAAUAUGUUUUACUUAAAAGAAGCUUAAUAUUAGGUGUUAAAGUACUGAUAGAGGAGUUAAUUGGCAUUGUUCAGAGUGAAUUAACAACAAAUCCCAAGAAAAGAAUUUGGGUUAGAAAAUGGCUGGCAAGGAGAAGCACGCAUGGUGCAUCUAACAUGCUUUUAAAGGAACUUGCCAUCGAAGACGUUCAAGAAUACAGAAACUGUAUGAGAUUCAUGACGUUCUUCUGAAAAAAAUAUCGCCAGCUAUACAGCGAUCUGACACCACAAUAAGAAUGGCUUUACCUGCCAGAACAAAAUUAGAAAUUACUCUAUCAUACUUAGCUACUGGAAAUAGUUACCGAAAUUUGCAGCAGCAAUUCCGUGUUUCUCGGCCUGCAAUUUCCAAGUUUAUUCCAGAAGUUUGCGAUGCCAUGUACGAUGCAUUGGAGGAUUUUAUACAGGUAAAUAAUGUCGUAUUCCUUUUUUUAUAAAAUUAAAAUCAUAGUUUUCAACAGUAAAAAAAUAAUUAUUCAUAUAUCAUAUUAUUCAAUUUAACGUAAAAUAACACAUUAUUCUUUAAACUGAAAUCUAAAUAUUAAGUAUGAAUGAAAAUAAAGUAUAUGAUUCUAACCCCAAUUAUCAGUAUCUAGAUCAAAAGCGGAUCUAUAUGCUUCGGAAAGAAUAUUGCUUGUAUUGUUAUCUGCCGGUGGUAGGGAUGUGUUGGGUGAUUCUGGAGAAAUCAAGGUUUCACCUGAUUCCGGGAUUGGCAAAGUACUAAAUGCACUGGUGCAUCUGGAAGAACCUAAUGAGGUGCUUGUACCUUCUAUAUUUGACACUCUGGAACGAGUCAAAAUUUGCUGAAUUUCAGCUUGAGCCGUGACGGCCGCUAAAAGGGGCAACUUAUUUAAUUGUGCAGCUACGCUCUU